GUCAGCAGUAUGUCAGUCCAUCUGAUGUCGAAGACGCGAUUCGAAGAGCCAUUGACAAGCCUUUAUGGAAAGCCCAGAGCACAAGGAGAUUUUGUAUUCAUCGAUGAUGCAUGCGCCCGUCCAGACGGUGCCCAUCAGAGCAGCGGUCGCGAGGCACUUCGAUUGGGUGAUGUUAUCGCACAGGUGGGAAAGCAAGGAGCUACUGCUGCACGACGUCCAGGGUAAGCCUGUGUACGAUUUGGAUCCAGUCGGAACCACUGCGAUGUUGCAGACAUUCUGCCAAAUCGCUCGUGAUGCAGGGCACCACUGGGCAUGGAGUGAUACAUGCUGCAUCGACCAGAAUAACAACGUUGAGCUCCAACGAUCAGUCAACUCUAUGUUUGUCUGGUACCGUCAGUCAGCUCUUACGAUCGUUUAUUUGUCGGAUGUUCCGCCUUCAGUACAGUCGGGCGCACUCGCAAACAGCGCUUGGAACACGCGAGGAUGGACUGUUCAGGAGUUUCUCGCUCCAAAUACCAUUCUAUUCUACCGGAAAGACUGGACCCCAUAUCUCAACGACCGCUCUCCCAACCACAAGGACUCUGUCGUUAUCAUGAAGGAAUUGGAGGAUUCAACAGACAUAGAUGCACAGGCCCUUGCCGCCUUCCGUCCAGCAUUUUACCGGAAAGACCCCAUAUCCCAACGACCGCUCUCCCAACCACAAGGAGUCAUGAAGGAAUUGGAGGAUUCAACAGGCAUAGAUGCACAGGCCCUUGCCGCCUUCCGUCCAGGCAUGAAGGAUGUGCGAGAGAAAUUGCAAUGGGCAUCGACACGCGCCACGACCCUGCAGGAGGACAUCGCAUACUCAUUGUUCGGCAUUUUCGGCGUCCACCUACCUGUCAUCUAUGGGGAGACAAAACAAAAUGCGCUCGGUCGGCUCUUGCAGGAGAUUGUUGCUCAGUCGGGCGACAUUACAGCCCUGGACUGGGUAGGAAAAUCAUCCGAGUUCAAUAGCUGUCUUCCGGCUGAAAUUUCCUCAUACAAACCUCUGCCAUGCACGCCACCACCCCUAUCUGAAGAUCGCAUACAGACGUUGGUCUCAUCACUGCAAGAUGCUGCCGUUGAGGAACAGGCUUUGAUGUUGUAUACCCGGCUUGACCACCUGAGCGCUCCUCGUUUCGACCACCGCAGACUGCAUCUGCCUUGCAUCACAUUUCCUGUCACAGAAAUCAGGCGGAGGCGUGGUCAAGACCGGGAGCUAUGCUUCACGUAUGAUGUGAAGGCAGACAGUCUUCACAACCUGCUAAUCACUACCGAAUACAAGCUGAUUCAAUUUUCGCCUGCAAGACCCACUCGGCAGACAUUCUUGCUCAUCCGUCCAUGGAAUCGGGAUGAUCUCGAGCUACCUGACUUCGCAGAUGAUGCGCAGGACAUGGUCGAGUCUAUGCCUGAGUCUCCACUAGACGAUUCGCUCGGUUGGUAUCCUGGGGAUGAUGAACCUGUUGAUACAGAGCCUCACUCACGAGAAUUGAGGUUGAUUGCUCGCUUGGGACAACCUUUUGGCGCACUUUUGCUAGCGCAGCAACGGGGUGGAGAGUACAAGAGGAUUGCUUUGGAUAACAAUAUCAUCGCGCAAGUCAAGGACAUGGCUUCUGUUCGUGACAUGAUGGAUGUCAGGACGCUAGAGAUAUUGUAGCUAUAUGCAUUUCAAAACAUGGGUAUUUCUGACGCAUUUUCAUUCAUACUUCGACAAUACCCGCAUGGAAUAUUCCCCCGAGAUAUUUGUAUUAUAUCGUAUGCUCAUUACAAGAGGCGGAUUACCACAAUUGCAUGAUCGAACCGUUGCUGAGGGCUC
Suillus paluster is the source of this 1834-nucleotide messenger RNA. RefSeq lists its product as uncharacterized. Lineage: Eukaryota; Fungi; Basidiomycota; Agaricomycetes; Boletales; Suillaceae. The coding region runs from base 65 to 1675 and encodes 536 amino acids. The record is from RefSeq and is a predicted model, not a curated record. The transcript is spliced from 2 exons.